Messenger RNA from Peronospora matthiolae, 1095 nucleotides. NCBI's taxonomy places the organism in Eukaryota, Oomycota, Peronosporomycetes, Peronosporales, Peronosporaceae. The record is from the annotation of a GenBank genome assembly.
AUGGGUCACACAGCUAGCACCAACAGAUGGCAACCUCGCAUUUCGGAGACGACUCUGGAUGAAGAGCCUGAACGAACCGCUGCAGCAAGUCGUGGAAGCUACGCACCAGCACAAGCGGUAGCGACGACUCGUGGAAGACCAGACAUGGCCUUUAUAUCGACGAAUGAUGGAGUGCCCAAGCCCAUCGGUCUUCCAGAACUACAACAAUCAAGCACAAUUACGAACCACGUGAACCUGAACAAGUCCAGUCUGAAGCUGGAACGGUCGAUUACAGAACCGUCACAGUACGCACUGACAUUCAAAUUUGACGCGACUAAAGCCUGUCGGAUCAGUGUGUACGUCGUGGCAGCUGAGGUCGUUGAAGCUGGAACUGGCAACUUGAGUUACGCUCUGGCUUGUGCGGAUAACAUCCCGAUUCUGACUCAGCACUUCUCUCACGGAAUGAGGCAGACUUUUGUGCUCAAAGGUGGAGAGAAGGAAGAGCAGACACUUACAAAGGACCGUGAGAAGCUUGAGCAUCCAGGGUCGUUCUUGGACUUGUCAGGCUAUGACGCUGAUGAUCUGGUGUACAAGGCUGACGAGAGACAAUUUCCAUUAAUUAUCACGCUUGAAGUAGUGUCAGACGGUACAUCCAUCCAGUCCCAGUCAACUUUCUGCUCAUUUUUUCGGACCGCUGAAGACGACUGGGAUGUCAGGGUGCUCAAGCAGAAAGUUCUGGUCGAUGGGCUGACGUACGAAGUGCAGGAGAUUUAUGGCAUCAGUGCAUCGGUAAACAUAGCUCCCGAAACUAAGCGAAGCGAUAAAGCGGAGGACGAUCAUGUUGCCAUAAGUCCAUCGACUGGAGCUGGGAUCGGACCGUCUCAAGAAGCCGAAUGCAUCAUUUGUUUGUGUGAACCGCGCGAUACUAUCAUUCUACCCUGCCGUCACAUGUGUCUCUGCAGCGGCUGUGCAGAAACACUAAGCAAGAGGUGUAGCAUGUGCCCAGUUUGUAGAACGCGGGUCGAGGCGAUGUUGCAUAUGCGCAAUGAAGGACAGGAGACGCUGAACUUGAGUAGCGAAUGCUCUGUUCAAGGUAAUCGACGCCGGAUGUUGUAA